AUUAAACCAAACAAAACCUAAACCUUCCUAUAAAUAUAAAAAAAAUCACAAAUCCUUUAGUUAUUGGAAACUAGAGGGACGAUUUACUCAUCCCCAUCAAAAAACCUCUGAAACCCCUUAUUCCCGAUUUGUCCGAUUCGUCAAAAGGGGUAAACCAAACCCCCACUCCCUCCAAAUUGCAAAAUCGAAUAAUAUCACCGGAAAAUUAGGGUUUCUGGAACAUUCUCAUUUCAUUCUCUGCAAUCUACACACACAAGCUCGAAGAUCCGAGGUGCGAUUGCUGAUUUCACCGCUGCAACUGAGUUCAUUCGUGCUCGGAAAUCGACGGUUGCAAGAGCUUAAAAGGAAUGAUCGAUUCUCGUUAGGUAAAGUUGCACGUCAAAAAAGUAUAAUUUUAACUUACAUCAGUGAUGGCUGCGGAUAAGAUUGAAGAGGAAGAAGAUAUUGGCAGUACGUCAGGUGAUUCUUUUAUCAAUGACAGUGACAACGACGAACCCUCAAUAUCUGGUCAGGAUGAGGAGAUAAAUCACGAGCUACCUCUCACCGAUGAAGACAUUGAAGGUCUAAUUGCUGAGCUCUUGACAGUUGAGAGCAAGGCUGCAGAGGCCCAAGAAGCACUUGAAGACGAGUCACUAGCGAAAGUCGAAGUUGAAGUGCGGGAAGAGUUGGCACAGACUCUUGAGGGGGAAGCUCUUGACAAUGCUGUUGCUGAUGAGAUGUUAGCGCUCAGAGAUAAAUGGGAAGAUGAGCUUGACGACCUUGAAACCGAGAGUGCUCACUUGUUGGAGCAACUUGAUGGUGCAGGAAUAGAACUCCCAAGUCUUUAUAAGUGGAUAGAAAGUCAGGCCCCAAAUGGAUGUUGUACAGAGGCAUGGAAAAAUAGGACUCACUGGGUUGGGUCUCAGGCCACUGGUGAUGCUACUGAAUCAAUUGCAGAUGCUGAGAAGUAUCUGCAGACUCACAGGCCUGUCCGAAGACAUCGUGGUAAACUUUUGGAGGAAGGUGCGAGUGGGUUUCUGGGGAAACGUCUUGCUCCUGAUGAAGAUAAAGAAACCAAUUGUGAGGUGGAUUGGUCCUCUUUCAACGAAUUGUGCUCUUCGUCAACCAAUAAGACCUCAUUUGGAAGCAAAGACUGGGCUUCUGUAUACUUGGCCAGUACGCCUCAACAAGCUGCACAGCUGGGACUCAACUUUCCUGGUGCAGAUGAGGUUGAGGAGAUUGAUGACGUUGAAGGCGAUUCGAAUGAUCCAUUUGUUGCUGAUGCUAUCGUGACAGAGAGAGAACUAUAUCAGGCUGAUGAUCAUAAGAAGUUAAAAAAGGUUAAAGAAGAAGAUGAUGUAAAUCAUGACCGUAAGCUUUUAUAUCGUUUGAACCAAAAGAGACGGAGAAGGAAGUUAAAGCAGGAGAGUACAAGGGAAGUUGCGGAAUACGAUGUGAGUAGUGAUAUUGCAUGCGAAACAUCGAAUACAGACGAUAAGACAUCAAGUGAUCCUGAAAUGAAAAAUAAAAAGAGUAAUGGUCUUUCUGGGUCUAAACGGCCAUUUGACGGUGUGGAACUAUCAGAUAGUAAGAAGGGUAGGAAUGCAAAUGCUGACAGUUCUGAUGUCAAGCCUGUUGCGGUGCAUGGAUCUGUUUCUUCAUCCAGUGAUAGUGAAGAUCCUGAUCAAUCUGAUAAAGAAGAAAAUGGGGAUGCCAUCACUGAUGAAUUCCAGUGCACUGCUUGUGAUAAAGUUGCUAAUGAUGUGUAUACACAUCCACUGAUGAAAGUGAUUGUUUGCAGAAACUGCAAGUACCGUUUACAAGUCAAACUGAAAGAAGUGGAUGCGGAUUGUGCGGAGUGUUUCUGUGGAUGGUGUGGCAGAAGCGGGGACUUGUUAAGUUGUAGGUCUUGUAAAAACUUGUUUUGUACUUCGUGUAUAAAGAAGAAUCUUGGGGAAGAAUGUUUGUUAAAAGCACGGGAUCCGGGUUGGCAGUGCUGUUAUUGCUCCCCAAGUAUCCUGCAGCCGUUGACUUUACAGUUAGAAAAGGCUUUUACAUCUAGAAGUGAAUCAUCUUCAAGUUCAGAUAGUGAUUCAGAUGACUCUGAUGACUCACAUGACGGUUUUAAGGUUCCGAUAAGCAAGAGGAGACGAAAGAAGAAAAUUCGCAGAAUUCUUGAUGAUGCUGAAUUAGGAGAAGAUACUAAAAGAAAAAUUGCAAUUGAAAAGGAACGCCAAGAGCGACUUAAAUCACUGGAAGCUGAGCGCCUGAAGUCACUAAAUUCAAUGAAGACAAAUUAUGCAAAUUUUAGGGCAAAUGUAUCCGAGGGUGCAACCCUUGAUAUGUUAGGUGAUGCACAAACAGGCUAUAUUGUAAAUGUUGUCAGGGAGGAAAACGAGGAGGCUGUGAGGCUUCCACAAAGUAUUUCGACGAAAUUGAAAUCUCAUCAGGUUGCAGGUAUAAGAUUUAUGUGGGAAAAUAUCAUACAGUCGAUCACCAAAGUUAGGUCAGGAGAUAAGGGACUCGGAUGCAUUCUUGCACAUACCAUGGGUCUAGGUAAAACAUUGCAGGUUAUAGCUUUUCUAUAUGCUGCUAUGAGAAGUGUGGACAUAGGAUUAAGAGCUGCCAUGAUUGUGACACCCGUAAAUGUUUUGCACAAUUGGAGGCAUGAGUUUACGAAAUGGAGACCUACGGAAUUUAAGCCUCUUCGCGUCUACAUGCUUGAAGAUGUCCCAAGGGAUAGAAGACUUGAGUUGCUAAUGAAGUGGAGAGCAAAGGGGGGUGUUUUCUUGAUUGGUUAUACUAAUUUCCGUAAUUUGUCUCUUGGAAAACAUGUUAAGGAUCGCCAAAUGGCUAAGGAAUUUUGUAGGGUUCUUCAGGAUGGGCCUGACAUACUUGUUUGUGAUGAGGCCCACAUGAUUAAGAACACGAGGGCUGAUACAACCCAGGCUUUAAAGCUAGUCAAAUGCCAGCGACGGAUUGCGUUAACAGGCUCACCUCUUCAGAAUAAUCUCAUGGAAUAUUAUUGUAUGGUUGAUUUUGUGAGGGAAGGAUUUCUCGGCAGCAGUCAAGAGUUUAGAAACCGCUUUCAAAACCCUAUUGAGAAUGGGCAGCAUACUAAUUCUACAUCAGAUGACGUGAAAAUUAUGAACCAGAGAUCUCACAUCCUCUAUGAACAACUAAAAGGAUUUGUGCAACGGAUGGACAUGAAUGUUGUGAAGAAGGAUCUACCCCCAAAAACUGUUUUUGUAAUCGCCGUGAAACUUUCUUCCGUGCAAAGGGUACUAUACAAACGAUUCCUUGAUGUACAUGGGCUCACCCAAGAGAAGGCUUCUAAUGAAAAGACCAGGAAGAGUUUUUUUGCCAGUUACCAAGCAUUGGCUCAGAUAUGGAAUCAUCCUGGAAUAUUGCAAUUGCUGAAAGACAAAGACUUAAGCAAACGUGAGAAUUUUAUUGAAGACAGUACAAGUGAUGAUAAUUUGGAUUAUACUAUGGCCAAUGGAGAUAAGUCGAAGAACAGAAGUGAGAAAAAGAACGUCAGUGGUUUUUUUAAGGAGCAUUGGUGGGACGAUCUUGUUAAGGAGAACGGUUAUGAGGCUGAAAAUAGUGGUAAAAUGGUUUUGCUGCUUGAUAUUCUAGCCCUGUGCUCUGAUGCUGGCGAUAAGGCACUUGUUUUCAGCCAAAGUUUACCCACACUUGAUCUCAUUGAACACCAUAUUUCCAAACUACCCCGCAAUGGGAAAAGCCGAAAAAGUUGGAAAAAGGGGAAAGACUGGUACAGGCUAGAUGGACGAACGGAGGGCUCAGAGAGACAAAAACUGGUUGAGAAGUUCAAUGAUCCUUCAAAUAAAAGGGUCAAAUGCACUUUAAUAUCAACCAGAGCUGGAUCUCUUGGUAUCAACCUAUAUGCUGCUAAUCGUGUUAUUAUUGUUGAUGGGUCUUGGAACCCAACAUACGAUCUUCAGGCUAUUUAUCGGGCUUGGAGAUAUGGACAAACAAAACCUGUCUUUGCAUAUCGUUUAAUGGCACAUGGCACCAUGGAAGAGAAGAUUUAUAAGCGUCAGGUUACUAAAGAGAGUCUAUCAGCAAGGGUUGUUGAUAGACAACAAGUACACCGGACGAUAUCUAAAGAAGAGAUGUUGCAUCUCUUUGCCUUUGGUGAUGACGAAAACAUAAAUACUUCUUCUAAGAUGGACCAAGUGAGUAGCAAUUCAACACCUGAACAAAGUACCAGUGAAGUUAAACAAAAAAAUCCUCUUCCUCAUGCAACCGUUUCUUCUGACAAGUUCAUGGAAGUAUUACUCAAAAAACAUCAUCCCAGGUGGAUUGCUAAUUAUCACGAGCACGAGUCUCUCCUACAAGAAAACGAAGAUGAAAAACUAUCAAAGGAGGAACAAGAUAUGGCUUGGGAAGUGUACCGUCGUACUCUAGAGUGGGAAGAAGUACAGAGGAACCCAGCCGAUGGACCUGGACCUGGACCUGGACCCGCACCACCACCCUUCCCAAAACCAACCAUCAAUGGAGCCUCAGAACCCAAAGCAACCAUUCAACAUGAACCCACAGCCAAGAAACCUCCUGUGGUCACCCGAGUGUGUUCAAGGAACCGUUUUGUGCUUCGCAAAUGCACAAAUUUAGCCCAUAUGCUAACUCUAAGGAGUCAAGGUGUGAAAAUAGGCUGCACCACCAUUUGUGGUGAAUGUGGCCAGGAAGUUGGCUGGAAUGGUCUUAAUAAGUGAGAGAAUUGGCGUCGGCAUACCUAUUAAGGAACACAAGUCCCAAGUUUUGGUCAUACAUUGGAUAUGAAGUUGGUUUUGGGCGCCUAUUAAUGAAGUUGACAAAGUGUAUAUCAUUUAUGCUAUAUACUUAUUUGUUGUAACGAGAUUUGUCCCAUUUUGGGAUUGUUACGAUAACCUUUUGACCAACGCUGCUAGGCUUGUAGAAUUUUGAAGCGUUGGUCUUAUAGUUGCAUAGUUUUUGGAGUGUGCUUUAGAAGCAUGAGAACAUUUGCUGUUUCGGCACUUGAUUUAUGAUAUUCAAAGUUCUGCUGAACGCUUUAAUGUUUUA
Messenger RNA from Helianthus annuus (common sunflower), 5043 nucleotides. Its product is annotated as protein CHROMATIN REMODELING 20. Bases 411 to 4715 code for a protein of 1434 amino acids. Gene Ontology annotation, molecular function: ATP hydrolysis activity; ATP-dependent chromatin remodeler activity; ATP binding. Gene Ontology annotation, cellular component: nucleus. The record is from RefSeq and is a predicted model, not a curated record. The transcript has 26 exons. Lineage: Eukaryota; Viridiplantae; Streptophyta; Magnoliopsida; Asterales; Asteraceae.